This is a messenger RNA of Cantharellus anzutake, 2151 nucleotides long. Its product is annotated as chaps family protein. Gene Ontology annotation, cellular component: exomer complex. The transcript has 12 exons. Gene Ontology annotation, biological process: Golgi to plasma membrane transport. NCBI's taxonomy places the organism in Eukaryota, Fungi, Basidiomycota, Agaricomycetes, Cantharellales, Hydnaceae. Gene Ontology annotation, molecular function: protein binding. The record is from RefSeq and is a predicted model, not a curated record. The coding region runs from base 1 to 2151 and encodes 716 amino acids.
AUGAGCGACACGUUUAAAGAUAUCCCUGAGUUUUUCGAGACGGAAAGGGAUGAAGCUCUCAACGCCAGGACUGAACUGCUCUCCUCGUUCCGUGAGUUGGGUCCCCCCGACUUGUGUCAUGUGGUGAAGAGCACGGGCAGAGGGCACCCACCAGACGUCUCUUCGUAUCAUUAUGUUUCUGGUGUUGAUGCAUCAUCAUCGGCCUCCCUUGCGGCCUAUUUAAACUCUCUGACAUACGCUAUGGAGGAGCAAUCCGUGUGGUUCUCGAAGAGUUCAAUGUGGAAAGUUCGUGGUGGCACUUACUGCUGUUUCAAUGCUUUCUCUAGAAUGGAUGUGCGAGUCGAUGUCAAGAUACCAGGAGGGGUUCAAGCUUAUGCAGUUGACACUCGUGGCGAGCGGCGUGAAACCACUCCUGCGAUAUGGUUAGAAACAUACGUCUCCGCAUUGUUGCGAGCCAUUCUUCAUUCAGAUGAUCCCAACUAUGCACUCCAGGGGUACCGCAAACUGGAGCCUAUCACAUCCACAGAAGGAGAGCUUCGUUUUCUUUCGGCAGCAGGAACACUGUUUCAUAAAGGCUGGCAGCUGGGCUCAGAUCCAGAAAUUCAGGUUGCCAGUGUGGUGUCGAACCAUCUCACUUCUGGUGUGAUGAAAUACUUUGGGGAAUCCGGCCGUUACGACCAAGCAGCCAAUCUCUUCGAAAAGCUAUACAACAGAGACCCGGACGUAGCAAGUCUCCUUGCACAGAGCUACAUCGGAAUGAAUGCCGAGGUGAAGGCGGUUCAGAUAAUGGCUCAAGCUCUCAAGGAGAACCCGCAGUCUUAUACGGUUCUUCAUGCACAAGCUGACUUCCUUCGCUCAAAAGGCAAGAUUGAUUGGGCAACAAAAAUCGCAAAGCAGGCAGUGAAUUGUGCACCAAGCGAGUUCCUCACUUGGGCCCAACUAAGUGAACUGUAUAUUGAACUUGGGAAAUAUGAAAAUGCCCUGUUAACUUUGAAUUCAUGUCCCAUGUUUACUUACAACGAGCGCGACCUCCACCGUAUGCCUACUCCCGCAAAAACGCACCUUCCCAUCAAGCAGGUCAUCAUUGACUCUCGAAUACUAGAUGAUGUUAAUCCAGGUGAAAGCGAUGCUGAUCCAGCACUACUGCGUCUUCCCGGACCUGGUCUACGUGGUACCUUCGCAAAAGCGUACGCAUUGCUUGCAAAGCUUGUUCACCAGAUUGGAUGGGAUGAGCUCCUUAAGACCCGGUCGGCGGUCUUCGUCAUGGAAGAAGAGUAUCGUAUGCAGAAACUGCAGAGCGAGACUCGGAAUGGCACACAAGACAUCCAACCUACCAAUGGAGUCAUAUACGAGGACGGUACGGUUCGUGAUGAUGCCUCGACGAGGGCCAUAAGGGAGCGGAAUUCUUUGUCCCCAGGGCCUGCUAUCCCAAGCAUCAAAAUUUCCAGUGAAUCCGAUCGAACGGAUACUCUCGAGUCAACAAACGAAAUCGAGAAUGCCGAGACCUCUACAAUUGCCACUACCGAAACCACCGCAUCCAACUCUGUUGAACGUCCACCUCAAGCUGCUGCUAGCGACGACAAGGAACAUGAAAACCAAACGACGCAGGCCGUCUCUCACCCAGACUUCUCUUUCAGUAAUAAACGGCUUUGCGAGCGCUGGUUGGAUAACCUGUUUAUGGUCCUUUAUGAGGAUCUUCGAGUGUGGACAAUAUAUCGUGCCGAGGCUGCCCAUUUCAAAUCUCAACAUGUCAUAUACAGGAAAACUGGAACCGAAUGGGAAAUCCUUGGUGACCUCGGGUCACGUCUCCACCAUAAGGAGGAGGCGAAGGAGGCGUAUCAGCGGAGUUUAGACCUCAGGUUCUCCAGUAAAGCUUGGACCAAACUACUUGAGAUGUACGUGGAGGAAGGCGAUUUGGGGAAAUCGUUGAAUGCUGCUAUUCGUUUGGGUGUGCAUCAACACAGAUGGUAUGCAGAGAGUGCGUAUCCGUCGACUGUGGCCCGCCUGCUGUUCAAACUCGGGCAAACACACGGGUUCGCGAAGAUUGACAACACCUUAACGAGCAUGGGGCUGCCGCCGCCUAUUUUGGCCAUGGUCAAGAACUAUCUGUACUAUGGGAAAACUUUCAAAGUGGAGGGUCACGACUUCUAA